Molecule: messenger RNA, 2079 nt
Organism: Camellia sinensis
Lineage: Eukaryota; Viridiplantae; Streptophyta; Magnoliopsida; Ericales; Theaceae
Source: RefSeq, a predicted model, not a curated record
CUCCCUAAGGCCGGGCCCGAAGACACAGGAUCUUUACGCUUCAUUUGACCCUCAUCUCUGUACCAGAUCUACUUCCCAACUUUGACCCAAAUCCAACCAAAAUCACAUCGACUAAACCAUUCACUAGACCACACCACACCACACUAGUAGUGUCAUCACCUCCAUUAAACUCUGUUUCCUCCGGAUUCUGUGGAUCCAACUCAUGGGAUUGGGCGAACAAGAAAAAGAAAACAACCAACCCCUGUUAAUCUCAGCACCAUACCAAGAAGAACAAGAAGAAGAUCUCUACAACCAGCAACAAGAAUCAAACACUGGGAAUUUGAUCAGACGGACAUGGGUAGAGUCAAAGAAGAUGUGGCACAUUGCUGGACCCUGCAUUUUCACCCGCCUCGCCAUGUUCUCCCUCACCGUCAUCACUCAAGCAUUCGCCGGUCACCUCAGCGAUCACGACCUCGCCGCCAUCUCUAUUGUCACCACCGUCAUCAUCGGCAUCACCUUCGGCUUCUUGCUGGGCAUGGCAAGCGCGCUUGAAACACUUUGUGGCCAAGCUUAUGGCGCAAAACAGUACCAUAGGUUGGGCAUAUACAUGCAACGCUCUUGGGUUGUGCUUUUCCUUAGUUCAAUUUUGUUAUUGCCUCUUUUUGUGUUUGCUACACCUAUACUUAAGCUCACCGGACAAUCAGCAGCGGUGGCAGAGCUGGCGGGUGUGGUGGCGUUGUGGUUGAUUCCGAUGCAUUUGAGCUUUGCAUUUCAGUUUACAUUGGUGAGGUUUUUGCAGUGCCAACUCAAGACGGCGGUGGUUGCUUGGGUGUCUGGUUUGGCACUUGCACUGCAUGUGUUUGUUAGUUGGUUGUUUGUGUAUAAGUUGAGAGUUGGCAUUGUUGGCACUGCAAUUACUCUUGAUUUCUCUUGGUGGGUUUCAGUUUUGGGACUGUUUUGCUACGUGGGUUGUGGUGGGUGUCCUCAGUCUUGGACUGGUUUUUCCGAACAAGCUUUUGUUGGGCUUUGGGAUUUCUUCAAACUGUCUGUGGCUUCUGGGGUCAUGCUCUCGUAUGUGCUCUCUAUAUCUCUCAAUGAUUUUGAUUUUGAAUUUGAAUUUGAAAUCUACUUGUUAUUUUUCAGGUUGGAGAAUUUUUAUUAUAGAGUGUUGAUUAUAAUCUCAGGGAAUAUGAAUAAUGCUGAAGUUGCUCUUGAUGCCCUGUCCAUCUGCAUUACGAUCUACGCCUGGGAAUCCAUGAUUCCCCUUGGAUUUUUCGCAGCAACUGGACCUUUAUCAAUCAGGAGAAAAGAACCCAGAUGGCAUUUGAUGUGGAUCAUCUUCUCAACUAUUUUGGUACGUGUAGCUAACGAACUUGGAGCAGGCAAUGCGGAAGGUGCCAAGUUUGCUACUAUCGUCUCAGUUUUCACUUCCCUAGUCGUGGGUCUUUUCUUUUGGUUUCUGAUCGUAGACUUCCCUGAUAAGCUUGCAAUGAUCUUUACUUCGAACACUUCUGUAAUUACAAUGGUCAAUGAACUAGCAUUAUUGCUGGCAUUUACCGUUCUUUUCAACUGCAUUCAACCAGUACUCUCAGGUGUGGCAGUCGGAUCUGGUUGGCAAGCAUUGGUGGCAUUUAUAAACAUAGGCAGCUACUAUAUUGUUGGAGUCCCUCUUGGGGUUAUCUUGGGCUGCUUGCUCGAUUUUGGCAUUAAGGGUAUCUGGGCUGGAAUGAUCAGUGGGACUGUGGUUCAAACAUUGAUAUUAGCAAUCAUCACAGUCAGAUGCAAAUGGGAAAAAGAGGUGCAAAUAGCUCGCAUUCAUAUGACCAGUCAGGCAGCAACCGAAGGAUGACCACUAUAUGGAAAAUGCGUAGUUGGAAUUCUUCUACUCAAAAAAAUCUGAUGUCUGUAUGAAUCACAACAUUCAUUAUUAAUUUAAUUCAUGGUUGGUAAGGGAAGUAUUAAGUGACUUAUUUCUUGUCAUUCUUGUUUUUGAUCAUUUGAGCUAUGGAUUGAAAUGGGCUUGGUGUUAUAUUGUCAUCAAUCCAAAUUUUGGAAAAUUUUGUAAAUCUCCUUUACUAGAGCAUUGUUUUUCUAGUAAAA